AUGUGGGCUGCCACCUUAGGACAUUUAGAGAUAACUCAAUUAUUAUUAGAUCAUGGUGCAGACGUUAAUAUACAAAGUUCAGCUUUUUUGGGAAUGGAAGAAGGGUUCAUUAAAAAAGGCACUGCUUUAACUUAUGCAAUUAUUAAUCAGGAUGAAAAAAUAGUUAAAAUUUUAUUAGAAAAAGGAGCUAAUCCUGAUAUUCAAGAUAAAUAUGGCAAUAGUGCUUUAAUGCAAGCAUCUCAAUUCAAUAAUGAAAAUAUUAUUAAGUUGCUACUAAAUCACAAAGCGAAUAUCUAUAUUAAAAACAAAACAGGGCAAACAGCAAAAGAUAUUGCUCAAGAAAUGGGGCAUACACAAAUAGUCAAGCUAUUAUCUUAA
Messenger RNA from Didymodactylos carnosus, 378 nucleotides. NCBI's taxonomy places the organism in Eukaryota, Metazoa, Rotifera, Eurotatoria, Philodinida, Philodinidae. The record is from the annotation of a GenBank genome assembly.